UGGCGUUCGAGAGAGAAGGCGGCGUCUUUCGCUAUCUGGGCCUUGAUCCCGGCGCCAGCUGGAGCUCGGCCAGUCUCUACUGCCUUGUGUCCUCUACUCCAGGAGGCCCAGUUGAACCAGACGCAGCCUCUGUCGCCUUGUGACUUACAGGUCCGUAAGGAGGACGCCAGGACACCCCGAAGCCGGGAAAUGGGAUUGUUGACAUUCAGGGAUGUGGCCAUAGAAUUCUCUGUGGAGGAAUGGGACUGCCUGGACCCUGCUCAGAGGAAGUUGUAUAGGGAUGUGAUGUUAGAGACCUACAGAAACCUGGUCUUUCUGGGUCUUGCUGUGUCUACACCAAACAUGAUUACCUGUCUGGAGCAAAGCAAAGAGCCCUGGAAUUUGGAGCGACAGGAGACAGCAGCCAAACGUCCAGGUAGGUGGGAGUGA
This is a messenger RNA of Carlito syrichta (Philippine tarsier), 429 nucleotides long. RefSeq names its product zinc finger protein 679-like. Gene Ontology annotation, biological process: regulation of DNA-templated transcription. NCBI's taxonomy places the organism in Eukaryota, Metazoa, Chordata, Mammalia, Primates, Tarsiidae. Bases 190 to 429 code for a protein of 79 amino acids. The transcript is spliced from 3 exons. The record is from RefSeq and is a predicted model, not a curated record.